UGUGGAGAACGACGCGUGCGCGUGGUGUCGGUGUGUCGAAGAGCGUGACCUGUAACCUGAGGUCGCCGCAGUGACAUGACGUCGGUGCCAGCACUCGGGUCGGCCUCGGUCAUAGUGCGCGGCCACAGCGCGGCCAGUGCCCAUAAUGUCAUCACCUCGUCUCAGCAGCCCACCUCGACGGUCGCCGAGGUGGACCUGCAGCAGACGCCCGCCCUCUCUCCUGUGGAUUCGUCCAUGCUCGGUCACUUGUGCGCCAUCUGCAACGACAAGGCCACCGGCAAGCACUACAACGCCAUCUCGUGUGACGGCUGCAAGGGCUUCUUCCGCCGGUCGGUCAGGAAAAACCAGAAGUACACCUGCAGGUACAGCCGGAAUUGCAUGGUGGACAAAGAGAAAAGAAACCACUGUCGCUAUUGUCGACUGAAGAAAUGCUUUCGGGCCGGUAUGCGAAAAGAAGCCGUGCAGAACGAGCGGGACCGAAUCAGCGCCCGUCGGCCGAGUUUCGAAGACUCGUCUCAUAGUGCGCUGUCCGUGCAAGUGCUGCUCAACGCUGAGCGUAUGUCGCGCCAGAUCGACCCCACGUGGGCCGGCUGUCGGGAGACGGACAUCAGCGACAAACAAAUUGCCACGCACGCCGACGUCUGCGACUCAAUGCGGCAGCAGCUGCUGAUCCUGGUGGAGUGGGCCAAGUGCAUCCCUGCCUUCCUGGAGCUGACGCUGGAUGACCAGAUCGCGCUGCUGCGGGCUCACGCUGGUGAGCACCUGUUACUGGGCGCCUCCUGGCGGUCCCUGCAUCUCAGCGGCUGCGUCCUGCUCGGCAACAGGAGUGUCGUCACCCGAGGCUCUCAAGCCGAGGUGGACCUGCAACAGACGCCCGCCCUCUCUCCUGUGGAUUCGUCCAUGCUCGGUCACUUGUGCGCCAUCUGCAACGACAAGGCCACCGGCAAGCACUACAACGCCAUCUCGUGUGACGGCUGCAAGGGCUUCUUCCGCCGGUCGGUCAGGAAAAACCAGAAGUACACCUGCAGGUACAGCCGGAAUUGCAUGGUGGACAAAGAGAAAAGAAACCACUGUCGCUAUUGUCGACUGAAGAAAUGCUUUCGGGCCGGUAUGCGAAAAGAAGCCGUGCAGAACGAGCGGGACCGAAUCAGCGCCCGUCGGCCGAGUUUCGAAGACUCGUCUCAUAGCGCGCUGUCCGUGCAAGUGCUGCUCAACGCUGAGCGUAAUGUCCGCGCCAGAUCGACCCCACGUGGGUGAACGGACAUCAGCGACAAACAAAUUGCCACGCACGCCGACGUCUGCGACUCAAUGCGGCAGCAGCUGCUGAUCCUGGUGGAGUGGGCCAAGUGCAUCCCUGCCUUCCUGGAGCUGACGCUGGAUGACCAGAUCGCGCUGCUGCGGGCUCACGCUGGUGAGCACCUGUUACUGGGCGCCUCCUGGCGGUCCCUGCAUCUCAGCGGCUGCGUCCUGCUCGGCAACAGGAGUGUCGUCACCCGAGGCUCUCAAGGUCAGCGGCGCCGGCGCCCGCGGCCAGACCCGCCGGUAGCGGCCGGAAAGACACGAUACGGGGUUUUGUCAGGCUUGUUCUCAAAUGAUCCCUGAGUUGUCAUGGCGGCGGCUGCUCUUAAAGGCAGUUCUGGGCUGUGGGUGGCGCAGGUGUGUGAGUUGGCGUUAGAUUAGAUAGAGUUGGGAAUAGAGUUGGCGAUAGAGUUGGGAACUGAUGUUCGGCACUCGGCAUCCGUACCUCUUAUCCUGUACCUCGCUUCAUCCUGCAUCCUCGCGGCACUCCGCUUGUCUGGGGCAGGCUGCAGGCGUCAGUCACGAAUGGGCUGAGAGCCCCGUGGGAAGGUGGACCUCGACUGGAUCCAGCGCGCAUGUGCGGGUUAAAGCACGGCGGUUGGCCCCCCAGGAGAAUGCAAGUCUGCCCCACCGUUAACCAUUUUCCUUCAUCCCAUAGCCCUGAAAUGAUCAUUUCUGGUCGGAAGGGCUCUAAUCCAGAAAAACAACCUCGGCCCGCGAGGCAUGCAUGCAUGUGGUGAUGUUUUUUGGCGGAUCUUUGUAGUUGAGAUAGCUAAGAAAUCCGUGCAUAUGAUCGUAUAUGUGUGUCUGUGGAUGCUGUUUCAUUGAGGUGCAAAUUCUGGAUGCGUAGGUGGGUACAAUGUGUGUGAUGGGCAAAAGUAUUGAACCCAUUAAAAUUUAAGAUCUUUGUGUUUACUCACCGUAAUCAAUGAUGAUGCGGUGAAGUUUUGAGUUUGCACCUUCAGCAUUGUUAAGUUCUUACCAUCACAUGAAGUUUCUGUCAUCAUCCUUCAUUUUUAGUCCCAAACAGUAAAUGACCUUCCUUUUCAGAACAAAAGAGUCGUAUAUUAAAACAAAAUAAGCACGCCAUUUACGCCUACCAGGAUGUCAUAUGCGUUACAAACGUAAACGGAGGGGACUGAUCUUUCUAACCUAUGCCAGUCUUAGCCUGUUCUGUAGAGAGGCCCAAGCGUCCUUCGAUAUGAGGCGAUGUCAUAGACACCGUAGACGGAUUACCAAAAUCAUGCUGUUAAGCCACUGAGAAUGCGUUCAACACUGAGAAUACGCUCACCACUAACUCCUAGGAAGUAAUAAACGAUCACGAAUCCGUGAUAUGCUUGCACCAUCCUUACUCUGCGCUUUUUUAAAAAGAGGGUUAAGAAGUGUUGGGUUAAGAAUGAUGAUCUGCUGGCUCACAAAUCGGUCCAUGAUUGUCAUUAUCUAACGGGCCAGUUCGAGCCACUUUUAAACAGGCGCGCGCGUAGAACUGGCUCGGUUUUGGGAUUUGUCAAGAAAACUGCGGGCGCCAAGACGGUGCUCGACUCUUGGAGGACCGCCCACCGAGCGUUGGCCGUGGCAGCGCCGCACGAGCCGUCUGACCGCACAGCUGACGCGCCUGGGCUCGGCGGCACGGUCAAAUGUACAGCACUGGGGCAUCGGAAU
This is a messenger RNA of Pollicipes pollicipes, 2961 nucleotides long. Its product is annotated as retinoic acid receptor alpha-A-like. Gene Ontology annotation, molecular function: DNA-binding transcription factor activity; RNA polymerase II cis-regulatory region sequence-specific DNA binding; zinc ion binding. The record is from RefSeq and is a predicted model, not a curated record. NCBI's taxonomy places the organism in Eukaryota, Metazoa, Arthropoda, Thecostraca, Pollicipedomorpha, Pollicipedidae. Gene Ontology annotation, biological process: regulation of DNA-templated transcription.